This is a messenger RNA of Prunus armeniaca (apricot), 468 nucleotides long. Lineage: Eukaryota; Viridiplantae; Streptophyta; Magnoliopsida; Rosales; Rosaceae. The record is from the annotation of a GenBank genome assembly.
AUGAAGGACAGAAAAGUUGCAGAGCACUGGAUUUACAAAAGGGAGGGGUUCAGAAAAGUAGACUUCCCAACACACUGCAGUUAUGGACCAGUAAAUGAAGAUGAGCCUUUCAAAUGGCAAGGUGUGAUCAUGGGGCCUUCAUAUUCUCCUUAUGAAGGAGGUGUCUUUUUUCUCUCCAUCGAUUUACCACAAGACUAUCCUACCAAACCUCCCACCAUCAAAUUUUUAACCAAGGUUUAUCAUCCAAACAUUGGUGAGGAUGGGACAAUUUACAUAGACAUUUUGGAAGAAGAAGAAUGGAACCCAGUCCAGACCAUUGAGAGCCUGCUGCUCUCCAUAUGCUCACUUCUUAAUGAUCCAAAUCCAAUGGACCCUCUCAAUCCGUGCUGCCUUCUCUUCCGAACAGACAAACAGAAAGCCAUUGAAAUAGCAAAGGACUGGACUAGGAAGUAUGCAAUGUUACAUUAA